Molecule: messenger RNA, 495 nt
Organism: Durusdinium trenchii
Lineage: Eukaryota; Dinophyceae; Suessiales; Symbiodiniaceae
Source: the annotation of a GenBank genome assembly
AUGAAGCCUGUGCUGCGACUGGCGCUUCUGAUGAGGGUCUCCUGGGCAGUUGAGCUCACACAGGAGAAUUGGGACGAACAGACGGCCGGGAAGACGGUCUUUGUGAAGUUCUUUGCUCCAUGGUGUGGCCACUGCAAGACGCGUGAUGAAGUCAAACAAGUUCUUGAUGCGUUUGUUUCUUUUUCCCUCAUGGAGGUUGAAGCAUCGCACAACAGUUUGGCAUGCCGUGAAAAAUCGUGGCCAGAACAGCUUUGGCAUAUUGCAUUAUUUAUAUAUAGGUAUCUAUCCUUUAUCUACAUAUUUACAUGUACAGUAAAUAGCUUCUCCAAGGAUGGCGGUCAAGAAUCAUUUCCUCACAACCAUGUCCACCAUCGUCCUUUCUUUCUCCUCAGUCCUCUCCAUGUUUUGCCAGAGAGCUCUUCUGCCUCACUAAGAUCAAUGAAGCCAGCCUGGGACCAGCUCAUGAGUGAGUACCAGGCAUGGCGACCCUCAUGA